AAGACUACGUGCAUCGGUGAUUGUAUUGUGCACCAAGGGUUUAAAAAUGGGGAAAACGAAAAACUUCGUAGCACAACUGAAGAAACAAGCACGGAAAGCACGCUGGGAGUUAAAAUAUGAAGACGAGUGCUCUGAGGAACCUGAGCCCAAUAAAAGAUUCUUCACGAGGGCUGUGGUCAAUGGUCAAUCCUUUCCCUUUUGUGUGGGAAAUAACCCAAUGGAAGCCAAGCAGAAUGCAGCUAAAAGUGCCCUGAGAGGUUUGAGAGAGAAGGAGAAUCCCAAACCAGUGACAGAAAAAGCUGCAAAAGUUCCUCAGAAAACGGCCACUAAAGUUUUAGGCGUGCUAAAUGAAAAUGUUCCGAAGGACAGGGUGAAUAUAAAAGCUGGGCAAUCAACCAGACGGGAACCACAUGAUGCUCCCCAAUGCUCUAGCUUUGUGGUUGGUGAUAAGGGGCAUCCAGCUGUUCCAGGAAAACCAAUGAAGGAAGCUAAGGAGGAAGCAGCCAAGUUGGAAAGAUAUGCAACCUUUUUCAGUAGAACUACAGAGACCUCCUCCGGGAAUGAUGACGUUGCUGCAGCCAGACCACCAACUACACUGGCCUCCUGUGAUGCAAAAUCAAAAGGCGUGCCAAUGACUGACUUCACCAAUUCAUCAAGACCUACCGAGGAUGAGGAACAAGAUCCUGUUGUGAGGCCCAAAACACGUUCUAAAUCAGAGAAUCAGGAAGUGAAAACAGGAAACUGUCCCAAUGAUAAGACAUCAACCAAAUCAGAAAUGUCAAGGUUUACAUCAGACUUUGACUGCAUAGAGAAUAUGGGCGAAGGAACCUAUGGUCAAGUUUUUAAGGCAAUAGAAAAACUGACUGGGAAGAAUCAUGCAAUAAAGAUUGUACAAUGUGGAGAUAUUGAAAAAGCUCUGCCAGAGGUGAAGACAUUGAUAAAACUCCUUCACGAGAACAUUGUGCGAUACUUCACCUGUUGGUUGGAGGAUUCAGGAUACAGUCCAGAUGAGAGUGGCAGCUCUACACAGCGUUCUAUCAAUCCAUCGAUAAGGUACCUAUAUAUUCAGCUGGAGUUGUGUGAUUACACACUCAGAGUGUGGAUAGACGAGAAGAAUGAAGAGAAAUCUCUGCGAGACUCCAAGAGAAGAGAAGAGGCUCUAACUAAGUUUCAGCAAAUAGUCAGAGGAGUCGAGUACAUUCACUCUAAGAUGCUCAUCCACAGGGACCUGAAGCCUGCCAACAUCAUGAUUGGGCAAGAUGGACAAGUGAAAAUCGUAGACUUUGGUAUGGUCACAUAUGACAACGAUGCUGAGAACCUGAGGGAGAGAUUGUACAAAGGAACCCGUUCAUACAUGGCUCCUGAGCAGAAAAGGCAAAAGACUUAUGACCGAAAAGUUGAUAUCUUUCCUUUGGGGUUGAUAUACUUUGAACUCCUCUGGAAAAUGCCCACGGGUCAUGAAAGGGCCGUGGUUCUGACCGACCUCAGAGAGCAGACAUUUCCCAAAGAGUUUCAACACAAUUUCUACCAAGAGUACUUAGUAAUAAAGCCAAUGCUGUGUGAGAAGCCAGAACAGCGACCUGAAGCAAGUCAGCUCAACGCCGUCUUGAAAAAGAUCUCCGAUAGCUUCGACAUUGAAGAAAUGCAACGUCGCGGAAGCAGGAGUAUCUGAUCCUAUGAUCCUGUUGCCACACUGCCUCCCUAACUUCCAGAAUGACACCCCCCCCCCCCCCCCCCCCC
Molecule: messenger RNA, 1740 nt
Organism: Trematomus bernacchii (emerald rockcod)
Lineage: Eukaryota; Metazoa; Chordata; Actinopteri; Perciformes; Nototheniidae
Product: interferon-induced, double-stranded RNA-activated protein kinase-like
Exons: 15
Coding region: 47-1672 (541 amino acids)
Biological process (GO): protein phosphorylation
Molecular function (GO): protein kinase activity; ATP binding
Source: RefSeq, a predicted model, not a curated record